AUGAGUACUUCAACUACAUCAUUCUUACUUCUAACUGCAACCAGCCAGGCUCAUGGGACUAAUCAGAGCGGGGCUGUGGGAAAGGCAGAGCCAUCGUACGCUGUCCUAAAGUUCAUGGAGAGCUUCUGCCUCAUCAGCGCUGCCUGUGGCAUGGUGGGAAAUGGCAUGGUCCUAUGGUACCUCGGCUUCCGCAUCCGCAGAAACCACUUCACGGUCUACAUCCUGAACCUGGCCGCUGCUGACUUUGGCUAUCUCCUCUGCAUCGCCAUCGAGACAGUUCAGUACCUGAUGCAGUUCAACGUGGGGGUGCAGUUUGGGAUAUUCCUCUUCCUGGAUCUUUUCAUGUAUGGGACCGGCUUGUACCUCCUGACGGCCAUCAGCAUUGAGAGGUGCCUGUCUGUCCUCUGUCCAAUCUGGUGCCGAAGCCACCGCCCAAAGCCCUUGUCCGGCAUCAUCUCCGGCCUGCUCUGGAGUCUCUCCCUGCUGCUCAACAUGCUUGGCUAUGUUUUGUGUACCCUUCGCCCCUCUGCCAGGAGCUGCAAGCUCCUGCUCAUCACCAUUGGGGCCUUGGACUUCCUCUUCUGCACGCCCCUCAUGCUGCUCUUCAGCCUGACCCUCUUCCUCAGAGUCAAGUGCAGCUCCCAGCACCUCCGAACAGGCAGGCUCUUC
Messenger RNA from Mesitornis unicolor (brown roatelo), 669 nucleotides. Its product is annotated as proto-oncogene Mas-like. Gene Ontology annotation, biological process: G protein-coupled receptor signaling pathway. NCBI's taxonomy places the organism in Eukaryota, Metazoa, Chordata, Aves, Mesitornithiformes, Mesitornithidae. The record is from RefSeq and is a predicted model, not a curated record. Gene Ontology annotation, cellular component: membrane. Gene Ontology annotation, molecular function: G protein-coupled receptor activity. The annotation marks the transcript as partial. The transcript has a single exon.